AUGAGUAAAGUUCAAGUGCCAGCUGUGAGAGAAUCAAUUAGAAACGUGCUCGCUGCUUCUGCAGAAAAAAAUCGAAAGUUUAAAGAAACUAUAGAAUUACAAAUUGGAUUGAAGAAUUAUGACCCGCAGAGAGAUAAACGUUUCAGCGGGACUGUAAAACUUCCAAAUAUCCCUCGUCCAAAAAUGUCUGUCGCCAUUCUCGGUGACGCACACGACUGUGAUCGUGCCAAAGAGGUUGGCCUUGAAUUCAUGUCAGUAGAAGAUCUAAAAAAGCUCAACAAGAAUAAGAAACUUAUUAAAAAACUUGCGAAAAAAUAUGAUGCAUUUUUGGCGUCCGAGUCGUUAAUCAAACAAAUUCCUAGACUUUUGGCUGGAAAAUUCCCAACCCCGGUAACCCACAACGACGAUCUAAAAGCUAAAGCCGACGAACUACGUUCCACCAUAAAAUUCCAACUGAAAAAAGUCUUGUGUCUCGGUGUAGCAGUCGGACACGUGGAAAUGAGCGAAGAUGAACUAGUCGCAAAUAUCAUGUUAAGCAUCAACUUUUUGGUGUCCUUGCUUAAAAAGAAUUGGCAGAAUGUGAGAAGCUUAUAUAUUAAAUCCACGAUGGGCAAGCCUGAGCGUCUAUACUAA
Molecule: messenger RNA, 633 nt
Organism: Ambispora leptoticha
Lineage: Eukaryota; Fungi; Glomeromycota; Glomeromycetes; Archaeosporales; Ambisporaceae
Source: the annotation of a GenBank genome assembly